GCUAAGUUUGGGAUAAGCUGCAGGCAGGACUCUAAAGUUAGGAGCUCUGACUUCUCACAAGAUGCUGGACUGGAGAUUGGCAAGUACACACUUCAUCCUGGCUAUGAUUGUGAUGCUGUGGGGCUCAGGAAAGGCAUUCUCUGUGGACUUAGCAUCACAGGAGUUUGGAACAGCAAGCUUGCAGUCUCCACCCACAGCCAGAGAAGAGAAGUCAGCCACUGAGCUUUCGGCUAAGCUCCUGCGUCUUGAUGAUCUGGUGUCCUUAGAGAAUGACGUAUUUGAGACCAAGAAAAAGAGAAGCUUCUCUGGCUUUGGGUCUCCCCUUGACAGACUCUCAGCUGGGUCUGUAGAGCAUAGAGGGAAACAAAGGAAAGCAGUAGAUCAUUCAAAAAAGCGGUUUGGUAUUCCCAUGGAUCGGAUUGGUAGAAACCGGCUCUCCAGUUCCAGAGGCUGAUGGAUUCUUAUUGUGCGACUUACUUGUGUGAGAUGGCACAGAACUAUAGAAGACACUUCAGUGAAGUUCACUACCCCUUUUGUCAAGGAAUUGGCCUUUCGCAAACCUUCCCAAAGCUUGAUCCUCCCCAGACCAUCACGUCAUAGUGUUGCUGUGGUUUUAGUUGAGUUGUGCAGAUCAUUUCAGUGCAUGGAUAUCUCUGAAAGUAUUUUUCAAUGAUUCCCAAAUUGUAACGUGGCCCCUGAACCUACUUUUUUUAAACAGCAGACCAAUAUAAUGCAUUCUCUUGCCAUUAAUAUUUUCACAUUUCAGUUAAUCAAUGUGCUUUCUAGAAACCUAGUGUUUGAAGAUCUGAUGAUCUAAAGAAAUCAGAAAUGAGCACAUGGUGAUUUAUAUAGGUUUCUUUAGUUUUUCUGAGGUUUGUCGAAUUGUUGUAAACUUCAACUUCAAGCUUAGAAAAAAGACAUUACAUGAGUGUUUGCUUCAACUGUGUCAGAAGGCAAAUAAAUUUUGAGAAACCUGAGCAAUUGUGUUCUUUAGGAACUAAUAAAGGAUAGUAUAAUUGGCCCAUAUGUAAUAUUCUGACAAACUCUGAAUGUAAAAGACUCAUUUGAAAAGAAGUUACUGCCUGGCUUGUUUACUUCUACCAGCCUAGGGGUGAAUUGUUCAAAUGUUUCCUAUGUUAGCAGCUUUUCUUCUUCUUUUUUUUUCUUUCUAUUUUACUUUUUUUCUUCAUUCAAUGUUUAUAAGCUAAAAAUCCAACCAAAUAGUGCUUUGUGCUUUAAAAGGGGGUAUUAAAAUCAACAUUAAUCUA
Molecule: messenger RNA, 1268 nt
Organism: Mus musculus (house mouse)
Lineage: Eukaryota; Metazoa; Chordata; Mammalia; Rodentia; Muridae
Gene: Ostn
Product: osteocrin
Exons: 5
Coding region: 62-454 (130 amino acids)
Biological process (GO): bone growth; negative regulation of dendrite extension
Cellular component (GO): extracellular region
Molecular function (GO): hormone activity
Source: RefSeq, marked provisional